This is a messenger RNA of Aspergillus puulaauensis, 1068 nucleotides long. Its product is annotated as nitronate monooxygenase. Bases 1 to 1068 code for a protein of 355 amino acids. The transcript has 4 exons. Lineage: Eukaryota; Fungi; Ascomycota; Eurotiomycetes; Eurotiales; Aspergillaceae. Gene Ontology annotation, molecular function: nitronate monooxygenase activity. The record is from RefSeq and is a predicted model, not a curated record.
AUGGCCUCUCCUCAGAAAAUCCAGACUACCCUCACUGAUCUGCUCAAGAUCAACCACCCCGUCCUGCUGGCAGGAAUGAACGUGGCUGCCGGGCCCAAGUUGGCCGCGGCCGUCACCAACGCCGGUGGACUCGGUGUCAUCGGAGGUGUCGGAUACACUCCUGAAAUGCUCCGUGACCAGGUUGCCGAGCUGAAGAGCUUCCUGAACGACAAAAACGCUCCAUUCGGUGUCGACCUUCUCCUUCCUCAAGUCGGUGGAAGCGCGCGCAAGACAAACUACGAUUACACAAAGGGAAAGCUCAACGAACUCGUCGACAUCAUCAUCGAGAGUGGCGCUAAACUCUUCGUUUCCGCUGUCGGCGUUCCCCCCAAGGCCGUUGUCGACAGGCUUCACGAGCACGGAAUCCUAUACAUGAACAUGAUUGGUCACCCCAAGCACGCACAAAAGGCUAUUGAUAUCGGUGCCGAUAUUAUUUGCGCCCAGGGUGGUGAGGGUGGUGGCCACACUGGUGACGUUCCCACGACAGUUCUCAUUCCCACCGUUGCCAAGAUCUGUGAAGGCAAGAUCAGCCCCUUCACUAAGAAGCCCGUCCAGGUUGUUGCUGCUGGUGGUCUGUUCAACGGUAACUCUCUUGCUGCUUCUCUUAUGCUUGGUGCUUCCGGCGUCUGGGUCGGAACCCGUUUCAUUCUUGCCGAGGAGGCCGGUGCGCCCAAGGCUCACCAGGAGGCUGUCCGCACUUCUGGCUUUGAGGACAACAUCCGCACUAUCAUUUUCACUGGUCGCCCCCUGCGUGUGCGCAAGAACGAGUAUAUCCUCAACUGGGAGAACAACCGCGCCGAGGAGAUCAAGCAGCUUACUUCCAAGGGUGUCAUCCCUGUUGAGCACGACAUGGAGAACAUCCCCGAUGAUGUUGAUGACGAGUACCUUGAGAACGCCCGCCCAUAUCUGAUGGGCAAGGUCGCUGCUGUAGUCAACGAGAAGAAGAGCGCCAAGGCUAUCGUUGAUGAGCUCGUUGACGAUGCCGCCGUUCUUCUGGCCAAGGGCAACAAGUUGCUUGCCAAGCUGUAA